UCCUAGAGAGCUCAGACUGUGAUCUCAUCAUGUUCAUGUACUACAACUUGGCAGUGCUGGUGCUUGUGCUGAUUUUGAAUCAAGUUAAUGCAGGGAGAAUCAUUGGAGGUCAUGAGGCUGCAGCACACAGCAGGCCAUACAUGGCACUUGUGGAGGGCAGCGAUUCAACCAACUGUGGUGGAUUCCUCGUGAGUGAAGACUUUGUAUUGACUGCCGCCCACUGCAAAUCCAGUUCCUAUAAAGUUUGUGUUGGGAUGAAUGAGUACGAUGACAAAAACAAGUUGUGUUUUUCUGUGAAGCAAGAUUUUCCACAUGAGAAAUACAAUAAUGAGACAUACUCAAAUGACAUCAUGCUACUGAAGUUGUCUACCAGAGCUGUUUUCAGCAACAAAGUGAAGCCUAUUUAUUUGGCAGAAGAGUUGCAACUUUCACUGCCAAAAAUAUGCAUUGUCACUGGCUGGGGAAAAACAUGCAAGGACAAUGAUCGGAUGUCUCAUAAACUCAUGGAAGCCAAUGUGACGCUCAUUUACAAUGAUAUCUAUGCCAAGGACAAAGUGUACUACUCUAAGGGAGAAAAGGGACCGGGUGAGGGAGACUCUGGUGGUCCGUUAGUCUGUGAAAAUGGAAAGGCCUAUGGGGUGGUGUCCGCAAGCAGGGAUCUACCCUCUGGCAGCAGGCUGUAUAAGUACACAAAGAUACCUGACAACAGAAAGUGGAUUGAUGAGAUUAUGAAACAUAACUGAUUAGAACCUGUUACUUUUUCAGCAACAUAUGAAUGAAUUCAAAUGGGGCAUUUGUCAAAUAACAUCACAUACAGGACUGCAAACUACAUUGGCAACAACCGCAAUACUAAUCAUUUUUGAAAGAUGAUAAUGUCCCAGGAGCUUAAUUUCAACCUGCUUCAAUCGGGAAACCAGCAUAGAACAGCUUAAACGUUGGUUGAAACUCAGGGGGCUCAAAAUUAUCGUAAAGAAAGCAGUAUUAGUAGAAAGGUAGGAGAAACUGUCCUCUUCUGUCUGAAAAAAAAAACAAAGCCCAAAAAGCUACUGCACGCUCAGAAACAACCCCAAGAAAUUGCAACCGCUGAUUCACGAAACUUACAAGUGACUUUAGAGAAAAACAAGCCCAAAGUCGUUGAUAAUAAGCAGACCAAAUGCAACACUGAAGCUCUCAUGAACAACCCUCAUGGAUUGUAUGAAGUUUUAAAGCCGUUGAGAAAAAGCCAAAUAAACGUUGCCUACCUGCACAGAUGCUGCAGUCACUGGUUUCAGGUCUGGAUGUUCCAACUAUUGGUUCCUUACGACCAAGGAAAUGUAGAGACCACAUUUAGGUGUCUUUGGUCAGAUUCCACAGUAAUGUCCUCUCGGUUACAAGCUCAGAUCCAACACUGAUAAUUCUCCGUAGUCCUCCAGGGUUUUGGAAAAUCAAUGAAAAAUAGCUCCCUUUAUAUGAUCAUGAUCACCAUAUCGCUAGUCGCUCCAGCAGAUACCGACGCAGCUGUGUUUUGUUGUUACCAUAUUAUUGUCUGUUGAGGCGAUAUUCAGGAAUAAUCUGUUCACUAUUUGACUCAAACAAGUAAAUUAUUCAAUGUGCAUCUAAAUUUAGUAAUCUGAUGUCAUUUGAGGAAUGCCCUAUUGAUUACAGUUUUGGGUUACUAGUCAAUUGCAAUAAGGAAAAAAAUGUUGCUUUUCCCUUCUGGCUAUUUUUUCUUAAUAAAAUAUAUCUUUGCUUCUGUUUCUUAACAACAUUCUAUUAAACAGUCUGUUACAUAUACAGUAUAAUCUCCUAUUAAACACUGCAAUCCCCUGUU
Molecule: messenger RNA, 1810 nt
Organism: Fundulus heteroclitus (mummichog)
Lineage: Eukaryota; Metazoa; Chordata; Actinopteri; Cyprinodontiformes; Fundulidae
Product: mast cell protease 1A
Exons: 5
Coding region: 30-743 (237 amino acids)
Biological process (GO): proteolysis
Molecular function (GO): serine-type endopeptidase activity
Source: RefSeq, a predicted model, not a curated record